This is a messenger RNA of Fragaria vesca subsp. vesca, 2243 nucleotides long. Its product is annotated as d-3-phosphoglycerate dehydrogenase, chloroplastic-like. The transcript has 5 exons. Gene Ontology annotation, biological process: L-serine biosynthetic process. Bases 1 to 1908 code for a protein of 635 amino acids. Lineage: Eukaryota; Viridiplantae; Streptophyta; Magnoliopsida; Rosales; Rosaceae. The record is from RefSeq and is a predicted model, not a curated record. Gene Ontology annotation, molecular function: phosphoglycerate dehydrogenase activity; NAD binding.
AUGGCUUCUUCUUCUUCUUCCCUCAAAGCCAUCUCCACCUUCACCACCACCCCUUCACAAACACCACCUCCUUCAUCAUUAUCAAAAGCUUCCCUUGUCUCCUUCCUCAACACCACCACCUCCUCUCCCAUCUCCCUAAAGCUCUCUCAUUCCUUCUCUCCUUCACAUUUACGUUCCAAUGACUCCACUCUAUCUCUCCUAGUCACCAACGCUCUCAAAACCGCAGAGUCUUCAUCUUUAUCAUCGUCCAACCUCACAAAGUCUCCCUCUUCCGACCCCAAGCCGACGAUCCUCGUCUCCGAGAAGCUUGGAGAAGCAGGGCUGGAGGUCCUACGCGCGUUCGGAAACCUCGAGUGCGUGUACAACCUAACGCCGGAGGAGCUCUGUCUGAAGAUCUCAGCAUGCGACGCGCUGAUCGUGAGGAGCGGGACGAAGGUGACUAGAGAGGUUUUUGAGGCGUCGAAAGGGAGGCUGAAGGUGGUGGGGAGAGCAGGGGUUGGUAUAGACAAUGUGGAUCUGCAGGCGGCGACGGAGUUCGGAUGCCUCGUCGUUAAUGCGCCGACGGCUAACACCAUCGCCGCCGCAGAGCACGGCAUCGCGCUGCUCACUUCCAUGGCUAGAAAUGUUGCUCAGGCAGAUGCCUCCAUGAAAGCUGGACUAUGGAAGCGAAACAAGUAUGUUGGUGUCUCUCUUGUUGGGAAGACAUUAGCAGUAAUGGGGUUCGGAAAAGUUGGUUCUGAAGUUGCUAGACGUGCAAAAGGCUUGGGAAUGCAUGUUAUUGCUCAUGAUCCAUAUGCCCCAGCUGACAGAGCUCGUGCCAUUGGUGUGGAUUUGGUCUCUUUCGACCAGGCCAUCUCCACUGCAGAUUUCGUGUCUCUGCAUAUGCCACUCACCCCUACUACAGCAAAGGUGUUCAAUGAUGAUACGUUUUCAAAGAUGAAGAAAGGUGUUCGCAUUAUUAAUGUUGCAAGGGGUGGAGUCAUCGAUGAAGAUGCAUUAGUGCGAGCGCUUGAUAGUGGAGUUGUAGCUCAGGCUGCACUUGAUGUGUUCACAGAGGAACCUCCCUCAAAAGAAAGCAAGUUGGUGCAACAUGAGAAUGUCACAGUCACACCUCAUCUUGGAGCUAGCACAAAGGAAGCACAGGAAGGUGUAGCAAUUGAAAUAGCCGAGGCUGUAGUUGGAGCAUUACAAGGGGAACUUUCUGCAACCGCUGUCAAUGCACCCAUGGUUCCUCCUGAGGUUAUGUCGGAGUUGUCUCCUUAUGUUGUUCUUGCUGAGAAGCUUGGAAAGUUGGCUGUACAAUUAGUAGCAGGAGGGAGUGGCAUCACAUCUGUGAGGGUGGUAUACAAAUCAGCUAGGGAUCCUGAUGACUUGGAUACUAGACUUCUCCGGGCCAUGAUCACUAAAGGCAUCUUUGAACCGAUAUCUACCUCAUUCAUCAAUCUAGUAAAUGCUGAUUUUGUUGCCAAGCAGAAAGGUCUGCGUAUAAGUGAGGAAAAGGUAACUGUCGACUCUUCUCCUGAGUUCCCUGUUGACUCAAUCCAGGUGCACAUAUCCAAUGUGGACUCCAAAUUUGCAAGUUCAGUUUCUGAAAAUGGAAGCAUAAGCAUUGAGGGGAAAGUGAAAUAUGGUGAACCCCAUCUCACAUGUUUGGGAUCAUUUGGCGUGGACGUGAGCCUUGAAGGGAAUCUUAUUUUGUGCCGGCAGGUAGAUCAACCAGGAAUGAUUGGCAAGGUGGGAAAUAUUCUUGGAACUCAAAAUGUGAAUGUGAGCUUCAUGAGUGUGGGUAGAACCAUCCUGAAGAAAGCCAUCAUGGCUAUUGGUGUAGAUGAGGAACCAAGCAAGGAGACCUUAACGAAAAUUGGGGAUGUUUCUGCUAUUGAAGAGUUUGUGUUCCUUAAGCUAUAGGGAAAGCUAAAAAUGGUACAGUUUACAGUGGUGAGUUAAAAUCACAAGUUGCUUACCCAGUAAACAUCAGUUGUUUUAUAAGUUUCUUCUAGCUAGAUUAUAGUGUUGUGCCAAUCUGUUGUGAUAGAAGUCAGGGUAUUUGAACUGCUGUUUAGUUAGUCAUGGCAAUUCUUUACCUGCUUUCGGAGAUCGUUAUCGUUAUCACUGUUGCUGUUGUUGUUUGCUUGCUUGCCUCUUGUUAUUGUUGUAUUAUUAUCCAUGCUGGUGGUUGUAUAAGUAAUUCUUCUGCUGGUAAAUAAAGUACUUGAUUGUAUUCGGGUGUUGGAACUAGAAAG